AUGAUUUCAAACGUCAUUGAAUCAACAUCAUCAGAAGGAUAUAAAUGGUGUUUGGGGGCGAUUCGACAGUCAGUGUAUGCCCCUUUGGCAAUGGAGAUUGAAAUGAACAAAAUGAUUGCAUUGCUUAAACAAGGUGACCUGACAAAUGCAACGGAAGUCUUAAUAUCAUUCAACAAUAAAGAAGGCAAAGUGGCUGGCGUAGCUGCCAAUAAUCUUGCCGUACUUGAUCUUUUGAAGCAGGAAUCUUCUACAAAAUUAGAAAAUGCCAUACAGUAUUCUGAACAAGCUCUUUCUAUCGAUCGGUACAACGCUAAUGCAUUGGUUAAUCGUGGUAAUAUAUUCUUUGUCCUCGGAGACAUGGAUAAAGCUGUGCACUACUACAGAGAGGCGCUAAGUAACGAAGCUUCCUGUUUGCAAGCGUUAUAUAAUUUGGGCUAUGUCCAACGAUUGCAAGGGAAACUGGAAGCUGCGCUAGAAUGUUUUUACAAAUUGCAUAAUAUUUUGCUGAAUAACGUUGAAGUAGUUUGCCAACUUGCUGCAAUAUAUGAGUCUUUGGAAGAUACAGCUCAAGCGAUUGAAUUGUACAGUCAAGCAAAUAAUUUGGCUCCAACAGACCCAGCUAUAUUAUCCAAACUGGCCAAUAUUUAUGAUGCCGAAGGAGACAAAAGCCAGGCUUCCCAAUAUUACCAUGACAGUUACCGGUAUUUCCCAUCAAAUAUUUCAACAAUUGAGUGGCUAGGAGCAUAUUAUAUUGAUGCUCAAUUUCCCGAAAAAGCUGCGAAUUACUUUGAAAAAGCUUCAAUAAUGGAGCCGCAUGAAAUUAAAUGGCGCUUAAUGAUGGCUUCAUGCUUACGACGGUCUGGAAUGUAUCAAAAGGCAUUCGAAUCAUACCGAGAAAUACACAAACGAUUUCCUGAUAAUACAGAAUGCUUGUUUCAAUUUUUAUCGAAAGCAGAAAAAGUACGCCAACUGAGAAUACAACGUGAAGUAGAUUCCAGUCAGGGUAAACGGUCUGCAACAGCAAGCCAAUCAGGAAAUAAUUUCCCAUCAAUCACUUCACGUACUCUGAUUAAAUAUGUGAGCAUAAGUCUGUUACUGAUACCUGGUAAUCUCAUCCACUUUUAUGCCAACACGCGAAUAAUUCUCAACGUGCUUUUAGGUGACGGACAAUCUUCAUCCUCCCGAACUACUUCAUCCGCCCAAUUAAUAUUUGAUGAGAAUGAACAAUUCCACGUUUCACAUCGAGAAAUGAGCGAUGUGGUUCUAACCUAUACCGAUCCUCUUGGACCGCCGACAUCUCGACCUCGGACGGGCAUGCAUCAAGCAGAAAACGAAAUUACCGACACCUUCGAAGACGAACAAUUCGACGAGUCUCUGCUUCCUGAGUAG
Thelazia callipaeda (thelaziosis nematode) is the source of this 1389-nucleotide messenger RNA. Lineage: Eukaryota; Metazoa; Nematoda; Chromadorea; Rhabditida; Thelaziidae. The record is from the annotation of a GenBank genome assembly.